GUCAACACAAAUGCUAUUACUAUUUCUAAAUUAAUCGUCACUGCGGGGCAGGCAUGUUUAGAAUUUUGAGUAGAAACAUUAACAACACCACAUGGUUAGAUAAGCUCGAUGUAUUGAGGAAAAAAUGUGAGCUGCCGGUUAACAAAGUAGCAGUCUCUAGCCAAUUUUACAGCCAAAACCCAGACAUUUUGGGGCCGCAAUUUGCGGCUGGCGACAUCAAUGCCAGGCAGUUCAGGAAACAGGCCGGCAAAAAACAGACCAAGAUCAACUUCAAGGCCGCUAAAGUCGUGAGUUCUCACGCCAAAGUGGCCAAGAAGUCUGAGCAUCUAUUCUGGAAGGCCUUGCUGAAAAAAACCAGCCUGAAGGGCAGGGACACGAAGAAGAAGCCUCACAAGGACAUCCCCAAAAAUGAGCAGCUGGGCUUCAGAAAGACCAAAAACAUCCUGAUGAUCCGCCCUAGCACAGGUGGUUCCAGGAAGUCGGAUGCUCCUCGGUACAAGUUACCAGUACCACCUCCAAAUGUGCCUCCCACUAUUCCCUCGCCUUCACCAAAAAUAUCCAUUAUGAAGGUGAAACAAGCGACACCUGCAUCAAAUCAAGGCGAGUCGCAUAACAACUCACCAAAUGGGGACGUGGCCAAACUUCCUAAACAACCUUCAAGAAUACCAAGGAGCAUCAAGACACCCAGACUAAAGACCAAGUUGGAGUUAUCCAAAAUACAGCAGCAAGACGAAAAAGCAUUCACCAAGGACGACUUCGUUAAAGAAGGAGGCGACGGUCAGAAGGUGGAACCCAUCAAAGAAAAACUACUGGAGAAGUCCUUGUUUCGCAGCCUGAAAAAUGCUCAGGCCCAGGCCAUCAAAGAGACCAAGGAACCCAAACCAACCAUCAAAGAGGUCAAGGAAACGAAACAAGCUAAACCGACCAAUGAAGUCAAAGAGGUCAAACAACCCAAACAACCCAAACCUGUCAAGGAGGUCAAAGAGACGAAGCAGGCCAAACCUACCAACGAAGUUAAAGAAAUCAAACAAGCCAAACCUGCCAAAGAACCCAAAGAAACCAAACCUGUUGAGCAGGAACAACCCGAGGAACAUGCGGAGGAGGAAACCCCCAACCUCGUAUCACCCAAUAAGGCGCAAGUGUCGCCCACCCAGAUGAAAUUCAAGUUCGUGCCGGACGUGCGCAAGGACAUACCCAUCUUGGACAACAAGCCGCCAGCCCAGGAACCACCCAAGCCUGAGCCAGUUGCUGAGGUAAGCUUCGAUAAGGUGAAGGUGACCCCCAAGGAACCCGUAAGGGAGCCCGUCAAGGACUCGUUGACGAUCAAGGACUUCGUGAACCGUCCCAAGAUUAACAUCAAAGACUUGGAGUCGAUGAAGAAGGUGCUCAGACAGUCGGCCAAGGUCAACCCGUUGCUGAACAAGGCGAAGGAGAAGAGGAUCGAAGGCACCGCCGUCUUCGUCGGCCCCAAGGCCGUGCCUCAACCUCCUUCCUUGAAUUUAUUCAACCAGAUUAAGGCCAAGCAGACCCCCGUUAGGCCCAAACAAGACGAGCAGUCCAAAGAAGCCCCCAUUAAGCCCAUCGAGAGGAGCAGCGUGCACAAACUUCUGGAGGACAUAAAGAGAAGUCGUACAAUUAAAAUCCGUCCAAUGGCCGGCGUCAUCGUUGAUCCCGGCGUCAUGGACAAAAUACAAACGCCGAAGCUCGACCAGACCGACAACAGUCAGAUCGUGCAAACCAGUCCGGACAACCAGAAGCUGAUAGUGCCGCAGCUGGGCAAGGAUGUGCCGCCGAUGGAGCUGAUCAAGACGGCCGUGAUGAACCGCAGCAACCAAGACAAGAGCACCGCUGUUUCCUUCAGGGACGCCUCCAAGUAUCCGAUCAAUCCGAUCAGCAAGAUAAUGGCCAGGUCCGAGUUCAUGCCGAAGCCGGAGACUCUGACGCCUCAGAUGGCGGCACCGCAGCCGGAAACGAAGGUGGAGGCGCAGCCGGAAAUAAAGGUGGAAGCGCAGCCGGAAAUAAAGAUGGAGGCGCAGCCGGAAAUGAAGGUGGAAACGCAGACCGAACCAGAGCCGGAAAUCAAGGUGGCACCGCAGCCGGUGAUCAAGGUGGCAACUAAGCCGAAAGCCAAGGUGGAAACGCCGCCGGAGAAGACGGUGGAGGAGUUGUUCUUGGCACCCACCUUCAAAACUUCCGACAUCCCUGUGAUUGAUCCUUUCGUUAGAACGGUGAUAGCACCAACUGUUUGCAACGUUGUGGCUGAGAACGUUAAUAAGCCUGUUAAGCCGGAGGUGAAGGCCAAGGAGGCACCCAAGCGGGAUUUAAAGUGGGAUCCGACCAUUGAGGUUGUGGAGAAGGCCACGACAGAAAUCCUGGAGGUGUUCAAGCCGGAACCUCCCGCGCCCAGCCAGAACAAGUUGGACAAGCUGGACGACACCAUUAAGGAGUUGAUGGGCAAGCAGAAAUUUUUGCACGACUACUUGCAGACUUUUAAGCCCCAGCGCGGGGGUAUCGGUGCCACCAUGGAGAAACCUAGUGAGGGUGAUGGCAGGAAGGAUGAACAACCCGCUGAUGAGGAACAAACUGCCGAGAUUCAGGAGGAAAAGGUGGACGACACGUUGUGCGUGGAGACACAACCACCUAAAGUGGAAAUGGCACCAACUCCGGAAGUUGUGGAAGUUAAGCAGGAGGUGCCGAAGGCACGAGACGCCACGAUGACACCGCUACACUACGACAGCCACCCACAGGAGAUGUUGGAGGCCAACACGUCCGCCAUGAUCUCGGAGAGCCGUACCGAACCGGCGGCCAGCCUGGAGGACAUCACCAAGGAAACCGGCUACUACAAGAAGGAACUGUGCACCGUUUUCGAGAAGCCCACCUACGGUGAAAUCUACGACAUGUCGGACGAUGAUCUGUUCGUUGACACGAAACAAACCAUGGACGGUCUGAUGGUGACGGACAUCAACGAGCACCCGAUCGUGUUCAGUUCGAGGCACGACGACGACAUGUGA
Aethina tumida (small hive beetle) is the source of this 3011-nucleotide messenger RNA. RefSeq names its product titin. The record is from RefSeq and is a predicted model, not a curated record. The transcript has 3 exons. NCBI's taxonomy places the organism in Eukaryota, Metazoa, Arthropoda, Insecta, Coleoptera, Nitidulidae. The coding region runs from base 54 to 3011 and encodes 985 amino acids.